Molecule: messenger RNA, 5235 nt
Organism: Globicephala melas (long-finned pilot whale)
Lineage: Eukaryota; Metazoa; Chordata; Mammalia; Artiodactyla; Delphinidae
Product: 3-galactosyl-N-acetylglucosaminide 4-alpha-L-fucosyltransferase FUT3-like
Cellular component (GO): membrane
Molecular function (GO): alpha-(1->3)-fucosyltransferase activity
Source: RefSeq, a predicted model, not a curated record
UAGUUCCCCAACCAGGGAUUGAACCUGUGCCAGGGGCGUGGAGUCUUAACCACUGGACUGCCAGGGAAGUCCCACAUUAUUUUUUAAACUGUGGCAGAAUAUAUGAGACACAAAAUUUGACAUUUUAACCAUUUUUAAGGGUGCAGUUCAGUAGCAUUAAGUAUAUUCCCAAUGGUGUGCAACCACUGCCAAUAUUUCCAAAAAUUUUUCGUCACCCCAAAUAGAAACUUUAUACCCCAGUAAGCAAAAACUCAUUCUCCUUCCAACCCUCCCAGCCCGUGGUAACCGCUAAUCUACUGUCUGUCUCUAUGAAUUUACCUAUUCUAGAUAUUUCAUAGAAGCAGGAUCAUAUAAUAUGUGUCCUUUUGCAUCUGGCUUAUUUCACUGAGCCUCAUGUCCUCAAGGUCCAUCCAUGGUAUAGCCUGUGUCAGAAUCUCUCUCCUUCUUAAGGCUGAAUAAUGUUCCAUUGUACGGAUGGACCACAUUUGUUUAUACGCUCAUCCUUUGAUGGACAUCUGGGUUGUUUCCAACUUUUGGCUAUUGUGAAUCACGUUUCUACGAGCAUGGACAUACAAAUAUCUCUUAGAGUCCCUGCUUUUCAGUUCCUUUGGGUAGAUAUCUAGGAGUGGAAUUGCUGGGUGAUAUGGAAUUAUGUGUUCAGCCUUCUGAGGAACCGCCAAACUGAUUUCUGCCACAUAUGUAAUUUUCAACUUUUUACCAGACACAUUAAAAAGAAUAGAAAGGUACCAGUAAAAUUAAUUUUAAUGCUAUAUCUUAUUUCACCCCAUACAUCCAAAGCAUUAUCUCAAUAUGUAAUCGACAUAGAAAAUUACUAAUGAGAUACUUUACAUAGGAUAUUUUCCAUUCUUUCUUUCAUAUGAAAUCUUGGCAGUCUGGCAUGUAUUUUACUCUUUAAGGACGUUUCUAUUUGGAUGCUAAAUUUUCAACGGCUGGAGUGAAAGGGGUAGUGUUUAAUUAAAAAAAAACAAACUUGUUUUACGUUGUUCAGUUUUUAAAUUUACAUUUGAAAUUUACUGACAUUCCCAAUUUCUGUUCCUCUGUUGCAUUAGCCACAUGGGCUAGUGGCCCCCAUAUUGGACGCUGCAGAUUUAGACCCAGCUACUUAAUUCUGGAACCUGUUUUUUAUCAGGCAGACAUAGAUUUACCAUGAAGUGGAUGAAGCUUAAGCUUCAGGGACCCCUAAAUAAAGAUUACUUUCUGUAUCUAAGUCUGGACUCAAUUUUCUUUGCCGUUUCUUAGAGAGGCUCCCAAAAUAUGGAAGUUCAGCUUCCAGAAAACCUGGAUCCACCCUGCAGAGCUGUGCCAAUACAGUGGCUUUAUUCAUUUUUUUAAAUUUUUAUGUUAAUUUUAUUGGAGUAUAGUUGAUUUGCAAAGUUGUGUUAGUUUCAGGUGUACAGCAAAGUGACUCCGUUAUACAUAUACAUAUAUUCAUUCUUUUUCAGAUUCUUCUCUCAUAUAGGUUAUCACAGAAUAUUGAGUAGAGUUCCCGGUGCUAUACAGUAGGUCCUUGUUGGUUAUCUGUCUCGUAUAUAGUAGUGUGUGUGUGUUCAUCCCAAGCUCCUGAUUUAUCCCUCCCCACCACGUUUCCCCUUUGGUAACCAGAAGUUUGUUUCCAGUAUCUGUAAGUCUAUUUCUAGUUUGUAAACAUGUUCAUCUGUAUCAUUUUUAAUUAGAUUCCACAUAUGAGUGACAUCACAUGCUACUUGUCUUUCUCUGUCUGACUUACUUCACUUAGUAUGAUAGUUUCUAGGUCCAUCCAUGUUGCUGCAAAUGGCAUGAUUUCAUUCUUUUUCAUGGCUGAGUAAUAUUCCAUUGUAUAUAUGUACCACAUCUUCUUCAUCCAUUCCUCUGUGAACGGACAUUUAGGUUGCUUCCACGUCUUGGCUAUUGUAAAUAGUACUGCAGUGAACACUGGGGUGCAUGUAUCUUUUCAGAUUAUGGUUUUCUCCUGAUAUAUGCCCAGGAGUGGGAUUGCUGGAUCAUAUGGUAGUUCUAUUUUAAGUUUUUUCAGACAAAGAUGCCCUAAUACCAAAACCAGGCUUUUAUUCAUUUUUCACAACUGCAUAGUAUUCCGUUGUCAGAAGGGACCAUAAUUCGACCAGUCCCACAUCAAUGGACAGGUAGCUUAUCCAAAACGCCCUUGUUUUGUUGGCAUGUCUGUGGGCCUUUGCACCAAUCCCUCUGGCCAGAGGGUGAGUGUGUUUCAAAUAAUGAGUCAUUAUCCCUCAUUUCCCUUUUUUAGAAAUUCUAGAGCAGCACAUGCUGUCCAGUAGAAACAGAACACAAGCCGCACAUGUAAUUAAUAUUUUUCUAGUAGCCACGACUUUAAAAAUGUAAAAGACGCAGGUGAAAUUAAUUUUAAUAAUAUGCUUUCUUUAACCCAACAGAUCCAAAGUAGUAUUGUUUACAUGUGUAAUGAACAGAGGAAGUAUUGAGACAAUUUUACUGUCUCGCUCUCGUCCUAAGUCUUAGAAACCAGGGGUGUAUUUCACACCCCCAGCACACCUAACUCGGACACUCAGUUUUCGUCGUAGAUCCUGGAUCUGUAAUUAGACUCCAUAAAAAUGUCUCGCUGGAGCAGAUUUGCCCUUCCAGGAGGUCCCAAAUGUACUGUCAAGUUUUUCCAAUCAUUGAAUUGUCUAUCAGAGGCUGUUUUUGGCUUUGCCUUUACUUUUUAUCUUGAAGUUGUCUUCGAUUUACAGAAGAGAGAACCUUUUUUAAAUUUAAUUUAGCAUUAAAAACUCUGUCCAACACAACAGCUGCAUUUCAAGGACUCAAGAGCCAUAGGGGUGCACGCGAUGGUGCAGAUAUAGAACAUUUCCACAAUAGCAGAAAGUUCUAGUGGACAGUGCCAGGCUGUAGAUCAGAGCUCCACCUGCAAAGAGGGAGAGGAGUUUGGAAUUACAUUAAGAGGAGAGAGUUUGGAUUCUGGAUCGUAAGGGCUGUAGCUGUGUGUAUUUGGGCACGAGACAUAUCUAUCGCUCAGAACCUCCGUUUUCUUAUCUGUAAAAUGGGUGUCUCCAGGGCCGCAGGAAGUGGAGAGGGGCAGGGCCGAAGUCCUAGAUUCCGCUCUGGUGGUUGGGGUUUGGAGUCUGGGAGGACUUUGUGACCGCCUGCAGGAACGGAAAGGACCGGGGAGUGGAAAGACAUCGGCCAGGCCAAGAGGCCGCCCAGGAUCCCCCAGUGCGGGACCAGGGGGGCCAUCUUUGGACGCUUAUUCCCUGAGCACUUCCUGUGCUCUCCCCAUAAACUUGUCAGGCUCUCCGUCACCUCCGGACCUUUGCGUUGGCUGUUUCGUCCACCAGGAAUGCCCUUUCCCCCAACUCCUACACUACCUGGUGAGCCCUCAGAUAACCUUCCAACGUAAUCACAUUGUACCUCUCCCAGGCAGAGCCCUGGCUCCAAGCCUCAGCUCCAGGGCACUGGGGAGCAUCUUGUAACCAGCUCUGUCUUCUCCCUAGGCUGGGAAAGACUCUGGGAAAGCUGGGAAAGGGCAGGGUCAAGGUCAAGGUGGGACCUGAGAGCCAUUGGAAUCUAUCCCAGGUCCAGAGAUCAUGUAGCCUAGUGGGUAGGAAUAAGUGGACUCUGAAGCUAGAUGCUUUCUGUUGGAAUUACAGUUCUGCCGUUUUCUUGCAUUGAGUCCUUGGCCUCAGUUUUCUCGUCUGUAAAAUAGGGAUGAGGACAGUGCCUCCUACCUCAGGACUCGUAAAGAUGAACUUGGGUAACCUGCAUGUGCCCGCUCGGCAUGUGUUAUUAUUUUUGUUAGCAGUGAUGCUGUGUUCACUGUCCCCUCCUCCCAGCUCCUCUCUGACCCAUGGAUCCACCUGGCUGGGCCAAGGUAAAAUGUUCCUGCCACCACUGUCUCCCCGGGCUGUUGCUGCAGCUGCUUCUGGCUCCGUGCUUCUCCUCCUACCUGCGUGUGUCCCGAGACAAGCCCACAUGGGUCCCCGAAUUGGGGGCCCCCUCCCAGGCCACUGCGGGGCCCUCCACCCGCCCGCCUCUGCGUCUCCUGCUGUGGACGUGGCUAUUCAACACCCCAGUGGCUCUGUCCCACUGCUCGGAGAUGUGGCCCGGCACAGCCGACUGCCACCUGACUGUCAACCGCAGCGAGUACCCUCGGGCGGAUGCGGUCUUUGUGCGUCACCGAAAGGUCAGCUCCAGGCCUAAGGCACAGCUCACGCCUUCCCUGCGGCCCCCCAGCUAGCGCUGGGUCUGGUUCAGCAUGGAAUCGCCCAGCAACUGCCCCAAACGGAAGGCCCUGGACGGAUACUUCACCCUCACGGUGUCCUACCGCCAGGACUCAGAUAUCUUCACGCCGUACAGCUAGCGUGAGCCAUGGCCUGGCCAGCCUGUGGACACACUGGUGAACGUCUCGGCCAAGACCAAGCUGGUGGCCUGGGUGGUGGCCAACUGGAGGGUGGACUGUCGGGUGCAGUCCUAUCAGAAGCUGCAGCCUCACCUCCAAAUGGAUGUGUAUGGACGCUCCCACAUGCCACUGCCCCGGGAGGUCAUGACCAACAGGCUGUCCCAGUACAAGUUUUACCUGGCUUUCAAGAACUCCUUGCACCCUGACUAUAUCACAGAGAAGCUGUGGAGGAACGCCCUGCAGGCCUGGGCAGUGCCAGUGGUGCUGGGCCCCAGCAGGAGGAACUAUGAACAGUUCCUGCCACCUGAAGACUUUCAGAGCCCCAAGGACUUGACCCAUUAUCUGCUGGCGCUGGUCAAGGACCACACCCUCUACCCGAGCUGCUUCCGCUGGCGGGAGACGCUGCGGCCCAGAUCCUUCAGCUGGGGCUUGAUGUUCUGUCAGGCCUGCUAGCGGCUGCAACAGAAUCCCAACUACCGGACGGUGCCCAGUAUCACGUCUUGGUUCACGUGAGCCAGCCAGCCUGGGGCCUGGGCUGCUGGGCAUCUGGGGGCCUUGGUGGGUGGAGCGCUCCCUUACCUGGGGCUUCCCCUGCUGGGCCCCUCUGCUGCCAGGAAUGUUGCUUCCGUGGGACCUCGCUUGCUAGGAGCUUCACCUGCUGGGGGCGGGGGUGUCAUCUACCAGGGGCUGUGGCUGCUGGGCACGCACCAAGACACCCCCUGGGGAACUGGCCUUGGUGCCCCGCCCACUGGUGAUGGCUCUGGUGGAUGGGCCUGUGAGUACUGCUGCUUUGUCAAUGAACCGCCUCGGGGGUAUGCAGUUUGGCAAUACUGACACCAUUUUCGAGA